GUCCUGACAGUAGUAGAUAAUAACUCAUAGUCCUGACAGUAAUAGAUAAUAACUCAUAGUCCUGACAGUAAUAGAUAAUAACUCAUAGUCCUGACAGUAGUAGAUAAUAACUCAUAGUCCUGAUGUCUAAGGUGAAGAGUAGUGAGACGGUGAAGGUAGUAAUCCGCUGUCGCCCGUUAAACCGGAAAGAGGAGGCGGCAGCGGCUGGUGUUACCCGGACACCGGGAGGAGUGGGCGGGAUCGUAGAAAUGGACAUGCGUCUGGGUCAGGUGGUCUUAUGGAACCCUCACGGUCCGCCCGGCGAGCCGCGUAAGACGUUUACGUUCGACUCUGUGUACGACCCCUCGUCUAAACAGCGUGAUCUUUAUGAUGAGACGGUGCGGCCGCUGAUCGAUUCCGUCCUAGACGGGUUUAACGGAACCAUCUUCGCCUACGGCCAAACGGGUACCGGGAAGACCUACACCAUGCAGGGGGUGUGGCUAGAGCCAGAGAGGCGGGGCGUCAUCCCCAACGCCUUCGAACACGUCUUCACCCAGAUCUCCCGCUCCUCCGCCGACCGCCAGUACCUGGUCAGAGCCUCUUACCUGGAGAUCUACCGAGAGGAGAUCAGGGAUCUAUUGGAUCCCAACAUGCACGCACCUCAUGUCCCCAACGUGCACACUCACACCUACCGCACCCUGGAGCUGAGAGAGAGCCCGGAGAGUGGGGUGUAUGUGCGUGACCUGACGUCGUGCGUGUGUAAGAGCGUGAAGGAGAUACAGGAGCUGAUGAACUUAGGGAACCAGGUGCGCUCGGUGGGAGCGACAGACAUGAACGAACACUCUUCCCGUUCCCACACCCUGUUCCUCAUCACGGUGGAGUGUUCCCUGCCGGGGCCAGAUGGACGGCAGCACAUCAGGGUUGGCCGGCUCAACCUGGUUGACCUAGCGGGCAGCGAGCGGCAGGCCAAGACGGGCGUCCACGGAGAACGCCUGAAAGAAGCUGCCAAGAUCAACCUGUCUCUGUCGGCGCUAGGCAACGUGAUCUCAGCCCUGGCAGACGGGCGUAGCGGCCACAUUCCGUACCGAGACUCCAAAUUGACACGGUUAUUACAGGACUCCCUGGGGGGCAACGCCAAGACGGUGAUGGUGGCUACACUAGGCCCCGCCCCCCAACACUACGAGGAGACCCUCACGACGCUCCGCUACGCUAACAGAGCUAAAAACAUCCAGAACCAGCCAAGAGUUAACGAAGACCCUAAAGACGCCCUGCUCAGAGAGUUCCAGAAGGAGAUCGCAUGGCUCCGCGCACAGCUCAGCCACAGGGAAGGGAGGGGCAAACACAGGAAGGAGGAAGGGGAGGAGGGCUGGGACGGAGAAGGGGAUGAGGAGGGAGAAGAGGAGGUGGAGAAGGAGAGGACACUGCAGGAGGGGAGGCUGGAAGAGGAGAAGGAGGCCAUCAGAGAAGAUGGAUCACUAUUGGCUGAGGAGAAGCAGAGGCUUUUGGGAGAGAAGGAGAGGAUGAUGGGAGAUCUGAAGAAGGAGUGGGACGCCACCGAGCAGCUCACUGCCAAGUACAAGGCGAUGGAGAGCAAGCUGCUGGUUGGAGGGAAGAACAUCAUGGAUCACACCAACGAACAGCAGAAGACCCUGGAGAUACGCAGACAAGAGAUCGCUGAGCAGAGUCGUAGAGAGAGGGAGAUUGAGCAGCAGGUGAUGGUUCAGGAUGAAGAGACUCUAGAACUCAAAGAAACAUUCUCCUCCCUGCAACAGGAAGUGGAGGCCAAGACCAAGAAACUAAAAAAGCUCUAUGCUAAGCUACAGUGUGUGAAGGCUGAGAUCCAGGAUGUUAAUGAUGAGCAUGUCAGGAGUCGACAGGAGCUGGAGCAGACGCAGAACCAACUCACCAGAGAACUCAAGUUCAAGUAUCUGAUCAUAGAGAACUUCAUUCCUCCGGAGGAGAAGAAUAAGAUCAUGAACAGACUGACCUUUGACCCUGAGGAGGACCAGUGGAAGUUCACACCCCUCGUCCCUGCAGAGAGGUCAGGUCAGUUCAGCCAGAUGAAGAAGAGGCCGGCUUCUGCAGUCGGAUACAAACGACCAAUCAGCCAGUACGCACGGGUCUCCUUAGUGAUGGGAGCUCACUCCAGAUACCGGGCUGAGAACAUCAUGUUCCUGGAGCUGGACAUGACUCAUCCCACCACUGUCUCAUUGGACCACAGGCCAUCGGAGGUGGGGCCUAAUUAUAGCCCCUACCCAACAGACAACGUUCCCCACAGGGAGCGAGCUGCACGUGUCCGCAUGUCACGAUCCUGGUGUCAGACCCCGCGAGCCAUCACUUCCUCCACCUCCACCGUUUCCCUGACAACCCAUUCUACAGCCACGCCCACUGCCGCCCAGUGAAGAGCAGCCUACUUCACUACCUAUCCCUUCCAUAUCUCUCUCUCCCUUCCAUAUUUCUCUCUCUCCUUCUCCAUAUCUCUCCCUCUCCAUAUCUCUCCCUCUCCCUUCCAUAUUUUUCUCUCUCCCUAUCUCCUUUCCAUCUCUCCCUUCCA
Messenger RNA from Oncorhynchus mykiss (rainbow trout), 2533 nucleotides. The record is from RefSeq and is a predicted model, not a curated record. NCBI's taxonomy places the organism in Eukaryota, Metazoa, Chordata, Actinopteri, Salmoniformes, Salmonidae.